Tuber melanosporum (Perigord truffle) is the source of this 99-nucleotide messenger RNA. RefSeq lists its product as uncharacterized. The record is from RefSeq and is a predicted model, not a curated record. The transcript has a single exon. Lineage: Eukaryota; Fungi; Ascomycota; Pezizomycetes; Pezizales; Tuberaceae. Bases 1 to 99 code for a protein of 32 amino acids.
AUGCUUUUCGGUCCUUUCGGUGAUGUGACGCGCGCUUUGAUUUUGGAUGUGGUUUUGGUGAUGGUGCAGAGUAGGCACAAUGUCCUUUUUGUGACUUGA